Molecule: messenger RNA, 1779 nt
Organism: Aspergillus caelatus
Lineage: Eukaryota; Fungi; Ascomycota; Eurotiomycetes; Eurotiales; Aspergillaceae
Product: bZIP transcription factor
Exons: 3
Coding region: 45-1523 (492 amino acids)
Biological process (GO): regulation of DNA-templated transcription
Molecular function (GO): DNA-binding transcription factor activity
Source: RefSeq, a predicted model, not a curated record
AAUCAACCCUACUGCCGUGCGGAGCACCGAGCAGAGCCGUAAUCAUGGCCGAUUACCUUUUAUCCCAGACACUCUCGGCGCGCUACUACCAGCCCGAUCGGUUUCCAUACAUAUCGGAGGCAAUCGGUGCAGAACCGGAAUCGGACCAUGGUCAGAUUGUCGAACAGAGGAGCUCACCCGAGCCCUCACAGUCGGCGAACCGAGUGAGGAAACGCGGUAGACCGAGGAUAACUCCUGGCAAUACCUCACCUAAUAUCCGGGCUGCACAAAGGACCUACCGACUGAAGAAAGAAGCCAUGUUUCAGGAUCUGAAAACACGCGUGUCAGAGCUCGAAGAAAGCAUGGGCAGGAUAUCUCAAUCGCUAUCCACUUUCUACCACAUGGCCCUUCAGUCUGAUCUCAACCUCACUCAUCCUUAUCUCUUCCAGCAGCUCAACUACACCGUUUCGCAAGUAAACCGUGCAGGCAAAUUAUCAAAUGCGAACUCAUUAACUACGGCGGAGCUUCAUCAUAUAGAACUAGCCGCUUUAUCCUCUGCAAAGGCAGCAAACGACGCCUUUACCUUUGGAUAUACUAUGAAUAUGAAUCCCGGAGAAAGUGGGACAUUCUACAAGCCACCAGGGAGUGACCGCAUCAGAGUAUCGCCUUCCACCAAAUAUGCAAACCGCUCAUAUCUAGGCAAUCUCCCAAGAGACAUCGAAAGACCAUUGAACGGCAGCGCUACUUUUACAUACAGCUAUAACGAAUCAACAUUCGCCCGUCGACUCCAUCGGUACUGCAUAGAGUACGCGUACCAAUUGUUCACCGAUCCGCGGACGGAUCCCCAGGACAUCUAUCGUGUCUUCCGUCUAGUGGCCUGUGUGCGUCAAGAGGACAAAAUGACCCGCUGUCUUACUUCCCUCCUCCGUACAGGCCCAAAAGAGCCUCUGGAAAGACUCAAGGUGCCUUUCUAUUGCAUCGGCGGUGCGGGCACGCAUUAUCCGCAGAUGCAGCCUGAUGGAAAGCCUCUGUAUCCUGAGAACAUGCGACUCCCGGGUCGAGUUCUUGGCUCGAUUCCGGGCAGCGCUCAGGAGAUGGAUGAGAAGCUGUCAUCGGAGAAGCGACAGGAGCUUCUUAAGAUAUACGGGCUGGAUGGUACCUGGCUUGACUGCCGUGAUGUUCAGGGUUAUCUCGAAGAAAAAGGGUUCUGUCUCGAUGAUUCUCCGUGUAUCUUUGCCACUCCUACAUUUGAAAAUCAGGAGAAUUCUCCAAAGGCUGCACUGAAUCAAUCCAAGGGCACUCCUAUGGAUCUAGAUGAUAAUCAUGAGCUCAAAUCGCCGCCCCUACGCAACUACGAUGGUACCAAUGAGCGCAAUUCUGAAAAUGCAGCCAAUGCAGCAGGACAGGCGGCCUGGGUUCUCAAUAUCGAGGAGUUCGUUCAAGCGCUUCUAAGAAAGAUGGUCAUCCUAGGACGAGCACCCGGCUUCCGACUGACUGACGUCGAAGCAGCCUUCAAGUCAGCCACGAAAGUAUCGUCGAGCUAAGUUUUGCUUGCCUUGCGAUCGAUCUAAAGGCCCAGAAUUUUCAGCUCCCUUUUCGGUGUUCUUUUCUCCUACCCCCUAUUUUUUUACCAGCGAUCUUCACAUGUCCGCUGAUGAGCUUUCUUACCAACACCCGUGAUAAAGGGGCGGAAGUCCCUAAUGGCUAAGGAAGAAGUCUUUUCUUAAUCAUAAUGCUAAUUCUAUUUUAACGGUAUCAUGUUUGAACGACUGAAUGAGGAAACGGAGAACGGAGUUUAUA